Mesorhabditis belari is the source of this 1386-nucleotide messenger RNA. Lineage: Eukaryota; Metazoa; Nematoda; Chromadorea; Rhabditida; Rhabditidae. The record is from the annotation of a GenBank genome assembly.
AUGGAGACAAUCGAAAAGGGCUCAACACAAAAAGUUGCGAUGACAGUUCAUGAGUUACUCGAUCAAAUUGGCGGAUUACGAGAUCCAUACACCUGUGGAAUUGUGAUAUCAAUGGGGAUGUUGUGGCUUCUCAGCGCCAUUUCCAUUAUGGCUCCUGCGUUUAUUAGCCCGUUUGAAAAGAAUUUGAAUGACACUCCGUUUGUAACAGUGCAAGAUGAAUUCAAACUCGAAAACUCGUGGAUCAACCCGGCCGAAUGGACUGGAUCAAUGAUUUUCGUUGGAAAUCUCAUCGCUGGUCAAUUUCUGGCACUCAUCACAGACUACUAUGGGCGACGUCAUGUGGUUGCAAUUUCAGCUCUAUUCUCUGGUUUCACCGGGAUCGCCUCCGCUCUUUCUCCAUCGUUCAAUCUCCUUCUAUUCACACGAUUCUUGACUGGUGUCUUUUUCACGGCUGCCUUUGUCACAAACUAUGUCCUGGCAGCGGAAUGUUUGCCUUUGUCUUCACACUCAAUAUGCUCAUUGAUAUUUGGUCUGAUGUGGGUAACCGGUUAUUGUCUGGUCUCACCGGUCGCUUUACUUUUCGCACAUUGGCGUCACUUCCUCGCCGCCGCAUCAGCUCCUCUGGCCAUUUUUGGAUUCUUUCUAAUCCUAGCUUUACCGGAAAGUCUUUUAUAUUCGGUGUCUAAACAAGACGCGGACGCGAUUCGAGCCUAUCUCAAAAAUGUGGAACGCUUUUCAAAGAAAAAACUAAAAUACAAUCUCAAGGCUAUUUUGCAAAACGAUGGUGACACUUCAGCGGGGAAGAAUUUGAAAGCAAUUAUCGGUGACUUAUUUCAAAAAGAUGUCCUGACAAAUGUGCUAUUGUCAUCGUAUCUAUGGACAGCCGUUUAUUUUGUUUACAACGGGAUGUCAUUUGCGAGCACAGUGUUGAAUGUCGGAAAUAAUCAUGUACAGUAUAUUUUGUCGGGACUUAUCGAAGUGCCCUCAUAUUUCUUGUCACCAUUGUUGUUCGAUCGACUUGGACGCCGCUUUACCGUCAUCAUCUUGUCCUUAAGCGGAAGUGUUCUCCAUUUUGUGAUGGGAAUUAUGACCAUAUUUUCUUUAGAAACCUCGACGAUUUUCAUGUGUGUCUGGCUGCUGGCAAAGUUGAGCGCCAGUGGGGUCUUCCUUUGUCUUUUUAUUUAUGGAGCUGAAAUUUUCCCGGUAAGCUGUCGUUCGGCGGCUUUAGGCCUUUGCUCUACUUUGUCCAAUUUUGGGGCCAUAGCUGCACCCCAUGCUCCAGCACUUGGUACCCUAUUCUCGGGAGCCACAUCUUUCGCGUUUGGUCUACUCUUUUUUAUUGGCAGCAUUACGACGAAAUUCCUCCCAGAGACAAGUCAUUUACAU